UAGGCCACCAGCAAGUAAUCACCGGACCGCGCGAGAAAGCACUUGACUCCCUCGACACUGCAAGCGGCACCUGCAGGCACCACCAUGUCGCAACACCCAAACUCGAUGAGCCUCGGCUUAGGCCUGGCCGCGAUGCUUCUCGGAUUCGGCCUCAACGGUCUCGCGCGCCCCGACGCACACCUCAAAGCAUUGGGAUUCCCGGGCCACCAGGCCGAUCCCGCGGCGCACAAACUCAAUCACGCCCUGAUGCGCAUCUGGGGCGUCCGCAAUUUGACCGUCGGCUCGCUGCUUGCUUUAAUAUGGAACACGGGCGACGAGAAGCUGAUGGGCGCCUGUUUGUGUGUUGUGAUGGCUCUGCCUAUUGUGGACGGGUUUGUUAGCCGGUCGCUGACCGGGGGAGGCGAGCUUCAACACUGGGUGUUUCUGCCUGUACUAGCAUUGCUCACUAGCAGGCUGUUUGGGUGGUUUGACUAG
Purpureocillium takamizusanense is the source of this 474-nucleotide messenger RNA. RefSeq lists its product as uncharacterized. The transcript has a single exon. Lineage: Eukaryota; Fungi; Ascomycota; Sordariomycetes; Hypocreales; Ophiocordycipitaceae. Bases 85 to 474 code for a protein of 129 amino acids. The record is from RefSeq and is a predicted model, not a curated record.